This is a messenger RNA of Nicotiana attenuata, 1037 nucleotides long. RefSeq lists its product as uncharacterized. Lineage: Eukaryota; Viridiplantae; Streptophyta; Magnoliopsida; Solanales; Solanaceae. The record is from RefSeq and is a predicted model, not a curated record. The transcript has 2 exons. Bases 227 to 613 code for a protein of 128 amino acids.
CCUUAAGCAACCCCGAGCACCUUGGAGUUAAACACCAUAAGGGGUUGUCAAUUUACAGUUUCUAUAAGAGGCCGUCUCCAAUUUUCGUGCAGGGUACAAAAGGUAAAACAUUAGAGCUAUUACUAACUCACGGAUUAUCACUUGUGACAGCCGGCAAGGAGUUAAAUUCAGGUAGUCAAGGCGAAGGUUGAAGAUUCGAAGGCUAAAUAUUCUCCAGGUAGAAGUAAUGGUGGAAUGGUGGUGGUCUUUAGUUGGAGCUGCUGUGCCAGCUGUAGUGGCAGGUCAAGCUUUCAGGAUGAAAAAGAGGAGAGAUGAGGAGGAGAGGUUGAAGAGGGCGAGAGGCCGUGAGAAGAACUCUGAUGAUAUAUUUGUCUGUGAAAGAGUGUGUACUUCAAAAAGGAUGCUCAAGAAGGUUGGUGCAUUUUCUAAAGACCCGACACCCGAUACUUGCGUUACCGUUUGUGGUGUUUCCGAGCUUGAUGCUUGUGCUGAUGCGUGUGCUCGGACUGUUUGUGUUAAUCAGCAUCAAGUGCCUAACUGGAAUGAUAUCUGUCUUAAGAGGUGUCAAAGUGAGUGUCUUAGGCUCUCACAAUCUUCUGUAGUGUCUUCUUAGCGCACUGCUCUAACAUUUUGCUUUUAUCAUUUCAAGAAUUCUGGGCUAUUGACGAUCUUCUAAAGCUCAUGAAUAUUAUUUUUGCAAUAUGCAUCAAGAUAUUUGAUAUUGGUAGCUUGUGCGUUGAAGACUAAAAUUACGCCGGAGACUUGAUUGCCAGAACCACCACAAUCCAUUAGAUUUUGAGAUUGAACCUAUUAUAUUUUUAAAGUUAUGGGUUCAUAUACUAUUUAUUGUAAUUUUAGAUUUUUUUGACACAUAUGCUUAUAUGUACUGCAGAUAUAAAGUAGUGGAUUUAGAUAAACCCGCUACCCGAAAGCUGCAUCCGCCCCUGUUUGUUGGGGUUAUUGGGGGUGGGGUUAUUGGAAUUCUAGAUACAUCAUGUAUGUAAUCUGAAGCAAAAAGGUUUUCUUUUUUCACGUAA